CUCAUGGUGGAUGUGGAGAGGUCUAAUGCUGCUGCUGCUGCUCUGGACAAGAAGCAAAGGAACUUUGACAAAGUCUUGUCAGAGUGGAAACAGAAGUAUGAAGAGUCUCAGUGUGAGCUGGAGAGUUCUCAGAAAGAAGCCAGAUCUCUGAGCACCGAACUCUUCAAACUUAAAAACUCCUACGAAGAGUCUCUUGAACAUCUGGAGACCAUGAAGAGGGAGAACAAGAACCUUCAAGAGGAAAUUUCUGACCUCACUGAGCAACUUGGUGAAGGUGGAAAAACCGUUCAUGAGUUGGAAAAAGCUCGAAAGCAGCUGGAGCAGGAAAAGGGGGAGAUUCAGUCUGCCCUAGAAGAAGCAGAGGGUUCCCUUGAACACGAGGAAGGCAAGAUACUGAGAGUUCAGCUUGAGUUUAACCAGAUUAAGAGUGAUAUGGAGCGCAAACUGGCUGAGAAAGAUGAGGAGAUGGAGCAGUGCAAGAGGAACCUGCAGAGGACAAUCGACACCCUGCAGAGUUCUCUUGAGGCCGAGUGCCGCAGCAGGAAUGAAGCCCUUCGUCUGAAAAAGAAGAUGGAGGGAGACCUCAACGAGAUGGAGAUCCAGCUUAGCCAAGCCAACAGGCAGGCGGCUGAGUCCCAGAAACAACUCAAAUCUGUUCAUGCACAUCUGAAGGAUUGCCAAAUUCAGCUGGAUGAGUCGGUUCGGGCCAACGAUGAUUUCAAAGAGAACAUGGCCAUCGUUGAAAGACGCAACAACCUGCUUCAGGCAGAACUGGAGGAACUGAGGGCCGCUUUGGAGCAAACCGAACGAAGCCGCAAGCUUGCUGAGCAAGAGCUGCUGGAUGUUAGUGAGCGGGUGCAGCUACUGCACUCACAGAACACUAGCCUGAUAAACCAGAAGAAGAAGCUGGAGGGUGAUACAGUCCAGCUUCAAUCUGAAGUGGAGGACUCGCUACAGGAAUGCAGAAAUGCUGAAGAGAAGGCCAAGAAGGCCAUCACUGAUGCUGCCAUGAUGGCUGAGGAGCUGAAGAAAGAGCAGGACACCAGCGCUCACCUGGAGCGCAUGAAGAAGAACAUGGAGCAGACCAUCAAAGAUCUGCAGCACCGUCUGGAUGAAGCUGAACAGAUCGCCAUGAAGGGAGGCAAGAAGCAGGUCCAGAAACUCGAGGCCAGGGUACGGGAACUAGAAAACGAAGUAGAAAUGGAGCAGAAGAAAAGCAGCGAAGCUGUGAAAGGAGUCCGUAAAUAUGAGCGCCGCAUCAAGGAGCUGACCUAUCAGACUGAAGAAGAUCGAAAAAAUAUCGCCCGACUGCAAGACUUGGUGGACAAACUGCAGCUGAAAGUCAAAGCCUACAAAAGAUCUGCUGAGGAGGCUGAGGAACAGGCUAAUGUUCAUCUUUCCAAGUUCCGAAAGCUGCAGCAUGAGCUGGACGAGGCUGAAGAGAGAGCCGACAUCGCCGAGUCUCAAGUAAACAAGAUGCGAGUCAAGAGCCGCGACACUGGCCCCAAGAAAGGGUUUGAUGAGGAGUGAAGCGUUGGAGUCUGCUGAAAUCUUUCCGCCUGCUGUGUGUUGUAGAUCCCCUUCACUGUCACUAUUCACAACCCAUAGUCCUAAUAAAACCACAUUAAAAAGUGCAGUCCA
Poecilia latipinna (sailfin molly) is the source of this 1641-nucleotide messenger RNA. Its product is annotated as myosin-6-like. The transcript has 10 exons. Gene Ontology annotation, biological process: sarcomere organization; cardiac muscle contraction; adult heart development. Gene Ontology annotation, cellular component: cytoplasm; myosin filament; myosin II complex. NCBI's taxonomy places the organism in Eukaryota, Metazoa, Chordata, Actinopteri, Cyprinodontiformes, Poeciliidae. The coding region runs from base 4 to 1530 and encodes 508 amino acids. Gene Ontology annotation, molecular function: actin filament binding; microfilament motor activity. The record is from RefSeq and is a predicted model, not a curated record.